Molecule: messenger RNA, 1053 nt
Organism: Salvelinus sp. IW2-2015
Lineage: Eukaryota; Metazoa; Chordata; Actinopteri; Salmoniformes; Salmonidae
Product: calcium-binding and coiled-coil domain-containing protein 2-like
Source: RefSeq, a predicted model, not a curated record
CAAGAACAUAUUAGCUAAAAUGAUCCAUAGGCGAGGUUAUGUCCAUGACAUGAUGUGCAUUUCUGAAUCUAGGAACAGGUAGAGUAAAGUGAGAGGGAGAAAGAAGAGCUGGUCAUGGAGAUAGAGCAACUGAAAGAGCAACAUGAGACUCUGAGAAGUGUCCUGAAGGAGCAACAGCAAGAGAUUGAUCGCCUCAAGUCUCUGACCACUAUUCCUGAGAAAUAUGAACGAGCAUUGAUCAAGAUCCAACAGCUGAAGAAGGAGCAAGAGGAGUUGAAAGGAAAGGUUGAGGUCCAAAGUGUGGAGAUUGCACAGCUGACCCCAAGGCUCAAAUCUGAGCAGGASACCCGCAGACUGAAGGAUUACAUUCAGCUUCUACAGGAGGCUCGGACACAGUUGCACCAGGAGCAGCAGGCUUGCAACAAUACCCGCAGACGUGCAGAGAAAGCCGAGAMGGAACUGGAGGAGGUCUAUGAGCGCAUGGAGAGCACUUCCAUGACGUCUGCUCAGACCAAGCAGAAGAGCAGCAAACUAGAGAUGCAACUUUUAGAGUUACGCAGAAUCAUUGAGGAAAAAGAAAACAUAGCAGAGAUGGCUAAAGUAGAAAAUGAGGAGUUAUCCAGAGAAAAUCAGGACCUCAGAAGAGAUAUUGAGAGACUUCGCAAGGAGUUCACUGACCUCCAAGCUGCUCCAGUGUCCUUGGAGCAUCCCAGCCCUUAUGGCUCUCCAACUGACCCRYCCCCCACUGAGGAGCAGCAGCUAGAUGUACUAUCUGCCGGUCUCCCCUCUGGGAACCACUAUGAGACCCCAGAAACUGCUCCAAACUCCGAGGAGGAAGAGUUGUGCUUGCAGUGUCGUCACUGCCAUGAGUGGUUCCCUGGCAUCACCCAGGAUGAGCUGGAGCUGCACGAGGACAGCCACAGUGUGUGCCCCUACUGCACCCUCAUCUGUGAUGGAGUGGAGCAUGCUAUAUUUGAAGACCACGUCUUCAGCCAUGAGGUGUAGAGAUGCCACAUCCUCACAACCCAUCAUAUAGAGAGUUGCUGAGAGUAG